Paecilomyces variotii is the source of this 960-nucleotide messenger RNA. RefSeq names its product NUDIX hydrolase domain-like protein. The record is from RefSeq and is a predicted model, not a curated record. Gene Ontology annotation, biological process: coenzyme A catabolic process. Lineage: Eukaryota; Fungi; Ascomycota; Eurotiomycetes; Eurotiales; Thermoascaceae. The coding region runs from base 1 to 960 and encodes 319 amino acids. The transcript is spliced from 5 exons. Gene Ontology annotation, molecular function: coenzyme A diphosphatase activity; acetyl-CoA hydrolase activity.
AUGGCCCCGCUAUCGCCUGCUUCGGAGGCGCCUACUAUCCAGGCGGCAAUUGCGCGAUUGAGGUCAUAUGUAGCGCCAAAGACGAAUUAUUACGAUGUCCCACUGUCGAGGAGGGCUGCGGUGUUGGUGCUGCUUUAUGCGGAUCAGAAUGGGGAUUUGAGAGUUGUGCUUACGAUCCGUGCGAAGACGUUGAGUUCAUAUGCUGGUCAAGCUGCGCUUCCAGGAGGGAGGGCCGAUUCGUUAGAAGAAACUCCCUGGCAGACGGCCCGGCGGGAGGCACAUGAAGAGAUCGGUCUGCCCGAUAUCGAUCAACGGCUUCCUGCUCCCUUCCGGGUGGAACACCUGUGUGAGCUGCCAGCUAACCUGGCCAGGACAGAGCUUGUCGUCCGCCCUUGCGUAGCACUCUUACACUCUUAUGACGAGACGACAGGGAAGAAUGCUGACCCAGAGGUUUCGCUUAUCCCGAGACUUGACGCCAGGGAAGUAGCCGCCGUCUUCACGGCCCCCUUCCAUAAUUUCCUCAUGCUACGGGAUGAACAUCGCGUGGCAGACGGCAGUCAAGCCCCUCCCGGUAAGCCCGAAGACUGGUACAAGGGGGCCUGGGUGGACUGGCAUGAAUCCGAAUGGCGGAUGCACCACUUCUUUGUUCCCAUUUCGGAGAAAUCGGUCACUAAGCCAAGGGCCCGGAGCAGGGACCAGAACCUGGCCGUUAGCAAGCUCGAGGAGCAGGAAAAGUCGGGGCAACUCAAUCGCUACAGGGUCUGGGGUAUGACGGCCCGGAUCCUAGUUGAUGUUGCUAGGCUUGCAUACGAUCAGGAACCAGAGUUUGAACAUAAUAGCCACUUUGGUGAUGAAGAAAUGAUUGCCAAGCUGCGUAAGAUGGGUCGCUUGAGUUCUGACAGGAAGCCGGGUGACGAACUCACGCGAGAGACCAUGCAGAAAGCUUCCAAACUAACAUAG